Messenger RNA from Eutrema salsugineum, 432 nucleotides. RefSeq lists its product as uncharacterized. The transcript is spliced from 2 exons. The coding region runs from base 1 to 432 and encodes 143 amino acids. NCBI's taxonomy places the organism in Eukaryota, Viridiplantae, Streptophyta, Magnoliopsida, Brassicales, Brassicaceae. The record is from RefSeq and is a predicted model, not a curated record.
AUGAUUGAUAAGGCUGCAAUUAACCAGAGAUUUGGGUUUCAUCCAAAGUGUUCAAACAUCAGCUUAACACAUCUUUGUUUUGCUGAUGAUCUUAUGGUUUUUUCUGAUGGAACAAUGAGACUGAUUGAAGGCAUUGUUGGAGUCUUUGAUGAUUUCUUGAGAAUGUCGGGUUUAAAGAUAAGUGUGGAGAAGUCAAUGGUCUAUCUAGCUGGUGUUUUGGACACGCCAAGAGCAAGUAUAUCCCAGCGGUUGGCUUUUGAAUUUGGAUCAUUACCGGUGUGGUAUCUUGGUAUACCUCUGUUAACAAAGAAAUUGCAGACACUUGAUUAUGAACCACUCAUCGACAGAAUCAGGGGCAGAGUUAGCUCAUGUAAAGCUCAGGCAUUAUCCUUUUCAGGAAGAUUACAGCUCCUCUCAUCGGUUAUUAAAUAG